CUGGGCUCCAAUUCCUCCUCUUUCUUCGUUCGACAUUCCCCGUAGCAGCAGAAGCCGCCACUGUUGAGCAUCUCACUAGGGUAUGGCUGGCUGGGCACCGGUCCGUCAGUGCGAUCGAUGUCUGCAAUAAUCCUGCGGGCUAAAUCCCCGUCCGGGGGGACUGCCAGGUCUCAACUCUGUUUCGUAGAUCUGGUACUCGGGACGAGUGUACUUUGCAAGGGGCCCGGUGGACAAUGCCUACCUGGACAGGGUUCAGAAAGAAUGGUUGAGAGAUGCUUCCCCUGAGUGACCUCGGUACCUCGACAUGCCCCCAGCCAUUUGUUUGGGCCGCCGCCGCCGGGAUGAUUUGCGCUUCUAGAGAGAGACUAGCAUCGAGGGCUUGUAGGCGUCCUGCAUGCAGAUGAAAUAUAUCAGCGGGACCCCAUCUGGACGUCGUCUGCUUCGGUACUGACCUUUUCCUCGACCAUGAUCGGACCACCUUCGGGCGAACAACUUUAUAUUGACCUCGAGUUGCAACCCAUCGCAGGGCUGUCCGACUUUUGCCAGACAGACCACCCAUCACUUUUAUGUGACCUGAUAUAUCUCUGGGGACCAUCUACGCUCGGCCGUCGUAGACUUCCGACUCGCGUCAGCAGCUAGCCAGUCGGACGGGUGGACAUACGAGAGACAAGGAAACAAACAUAUUCGGAACUGCGUCACAGCAGCCCACCAUGUCGAAUAUCGGAGGGUCAGGACCCACGAACGUCGACCACUCCCUCGAUGGGCAGUCCCAGGUCACCUUCAUCGUCUCUAUCCUGAGCUUGGCGACCGUCAUCUCCACAGCAGUAGUCGUCCUGCGCAUUUUCACACGUUCCUGCAUCCUACGAACGUUCGGGCCGGACGAUGCGGUCAUGGGCAUAGCGCAGCUUCUCACUAUCGGCGCAGCUGUAGCAAUCGGGCUCGAAGCACAGUGGGGUCUGGGUCGUCACGUCUGGAUCAUGCUCCCAGAAAAUUACACGCCGUACAUGAAGGCGUUCUACGCCUCUGUUGUCGUGUACAAUGUCGCAACGUGUGUCGUCAAGAUGUCAAUCCUCCUGCAAUACCGCCGCAUCUUCACCGGGAGCGUCAUGCAGAAGUUGACAUUGGCUGCCCUCAUCUUUGAGGGCGCCUGGGCAGUCACACUCUCAAUUCUGCUGCCGCUGGUUUGCAAUCCUGUUGCAAGCUUCUGGGACCCUAAGACCCCGGGGACAUGUCUCAACCAGCUAGCCAUCUGGUAUGUCAUGGCAUCAAUCAACUUGGUCUCGGACUUCGUCAUAUUCAGCAUGCCACUUCCGGUGAUCAAAAAUUUGCAGCUUCCCAAGAAGCAGAAGAUCAUGUUGAUGGGCGUAUUUUGCCUCGGUUUCCUAACAUGCAUUAUUUCCAUCUAUCGAAUGAAGACUCUCAAGGUCGCAGGAGAAUCGACUGAUCCGACCUGGGACAACACCGACGCCGCCGUCUGGUCAUUCAUCGAGUUAUCGAUUGGCGUGCUUGCUGCUUGUCUGCCGACACUUCGCCCGCUAUUCGCGCUCAUCUUGCCACGUUUCUUCAAGUCAACCGUGUCAGGAAGGACAGGACAGUACAACGGGCUCUCUGGAAAGAGCACAGGGAAUAUGUACAACAGGUCCCGGACUGGUAACACGGCCGUCAAGAGCGUCAAUGGGCCAUACGUUUACCCAUCGGAUGGCGACAGCGACACAGACGUGCUGAGGGGGAACGGGAGCCGAGGGUCUGGUGGCGGUCUCGAGCUCCCAAUCAUGUAUAAUGUGACGGUGACUGGAGGGAAAAAAGGAAUUCGGGAAUCUGAGCUGCCAGUUGCACGGAGUGACUCGUUGGCCGGAAUCCAGACGACCACUGUCGUCACCCAGAGGGUGGAUUCUCUCUAGUUCUUUCUAAUGUUUUAUCAGAUACCACAAAGCAAUUUACCACGUUAAUCUG
This is a messenger RNA of Diaporthe batatas, 1953 nucleotides long. RefSeq lists its product as uncharacterized. The transcript has 3 exons. Bases 711 to 1901 code for a protein of 396 amino acids. The record is from RefSeq and is a predicted model, not a curated record. Lineage: Eukaryota; Fungi; Ascomycota; Sordariomycetes; Diaporthales; Diaporthaceae.